UCUCAAAGAUAUAUAAACAAAAGGUAAGCAGGAAUCACAUAACACCCAACCAUCUACAGUGAUGGUGGGUCUAAAGUUUACAGUCUCCCUCAGCUCCUCCAUAGUCACUGUGGUUCUGGUGGUGUUGGUCAUUGCACUGACGGUGCAGACUGAGGUGUCCAAGGCUCAGAGCACCUGCUCGACUUCGCUAGGCAACCUCAACCAAUGUGCCCCUUCUGUGGUGCCCGGUGACCGUAAUACAACUCCUUGCGGUGACUGCUGUGAUGCUUUUGCGGCCGUGUCCUAUGAUUGCAUCUGCACCACCCUGAGUAUCGUUGCUCAUCUCCCUUCUCUGUGCAACCUCCCACCUGUCAACUGCCCCAAUUUCCCCAACUUGAUAUAAUGUGAGUGAGGGGGUCAAGGUGAUGAGGAAAUACCGUGGAAGUUUUAUUACUAUAUAUCGUCAUCUUGUACUUUUCCUCUUGUUUUUUACACUUUCUUAUGUAAUUCCGACCUGCAACCCAAGCGAUCUGAUGUAUUACAUCACAUGAAGGAAUAAAGAUAUAUAUAUAUC
This is a messenger RNA of Rubroshorea leprosula, 553 nucleotides long. NCBI's taxonomy places the organism in Eukaryota, Viridiplantae, Streptophyta, Magnoliopsida, Malvales, Dipterocarpaceae. The record is from the annotation of a GenBank genome assembly.